This is a messenger RNA of Zophobas morio, 1904 nucleotides long. RefSeq names its product kelch-like protein 23. Bases 84 to 1880 code for a protein of 598 amino acids. The transcript has 6 exons. Lineage: Eukaryota; Metazoa; Arthropoda; Insecta; Coleoptera; Tenebrionidae. The record is from RefSeq and is a predicted model, not a curated record. Gene Ontology annotation, molecular function: protein binding.
CAACUACAAAUAUUGUAAAUUACCGCCAAAUUCAAAUAUUUCCACUCCUGUCAACGUAAAUUUUGAGGUUAUAACGACACAACAUGAACGAGACAGUAGUAACUCUAGAAAUUCAAGGAACCCCAAUACAGUGCAGUCGUACUGACCUUAUCCAAAACAGCGACUACUUUAAAGCAAUGUUUGAAGGCAACUUCAUCGAAAGCGAAAAAAAAGUGAUAACUUUAAACGAAGUGGAGCCUGAGGCAAUGAAGACAAUUUUAAAACUCCUGUGGGACAAAGAACACGUAAUCAGCGAACGAAAUAUCCUUUCGGUUCUACAAGCCGCUUGUAUGCUGCAAUUUUUACAAGUUAAAGAAACCUGCAUUGAACAAGUCGAGCGCUCUUUAUCAGUCAACAAUUGCUUGAAAAUUUGGGUGCACACGGAGCACCUAGUUCUAAAAAACGUGUACUGCAAAGCGAAACUGUUGGCUUUAAUGGAGUUUGAACUGGUUAAAAAGACAGAUUAUUUUUUUGAAUUGACGCUCGAUGAAGUUGUUAAUUAUUUAGGGAACGUUAAUCUUCAGUGUUUGAGUGAAUUUGAUGUCUGGGAGACCGUUGUUACGUGGUAUGAAAAUUUAGAAGAACAGAAAGCAGAAGUGUGGUUGAAACUGCUGCCUUGUAUUAAUUUCACAGCAGUUACAAUUGAUCAAAUUGAUGACAUGAUUUCUAGUCGAUGUGUGGCUAAACACGACUUCGUUUGUAGCGUUUUAAGGUGUGUCAUUGCGGUUAAAAAAAGUGACGAUUUGUAUAAUUUCAGUGAAAAGUGUGUAAAUUACGCCAAAAUGCUGCUUUUAUCUAAAGAGAGAAAUUCACUUGGGUUUCCAUGUAUUUUAUUGGAUAACGUUCAACCCAAACCAAUUCAGUCAACUGUGUAUUAUUAUGACAAAUUUAAGCGUAAACGGAAAUAUGGAGUCUUGGAGAAUAACCCUCAUAGUGACUUUUUUGUCGUUUAUGUUGAUGUUGCUACCCAUUCCCUGAGACUCUUAUUUGACAUAGAACCCGACAAUUUCGUUGGUUUGGACGGUUUCGCCGCCACAGGUUACAAAAAUUUCGUUUUUUUAUAUGGAGGUGAGUACGUACUAGGAAAAGGAAAAUGGAACUACGAUUUUCACAUUUACGAUAUCGUAAGCGCGAAAUGGAAAACGAAAAAGUUGCCGUUUCCCAGACGCCAUUUUGAGUCUUGUGUUUGUGGACAUCAUUUAUACGUGGUUGGCGGCACUGGGCCUUUUAGGGUGAUCCAAGAAAAUUUAUUUUACUAUGAUAUACAAAAAGAGGAAUGGAGCAAAGAAAUCAAACUACCGUGUUCUGGAAGACAAAUCAAGUGUUGCGCGUUCGAUAAUAAAUUAUUCAUUCUUGACAUCAAUAAUAAGUGCGUUUACCAGUUCAACCACGACAGCGAAAAGUGGAAUAAACUGGAAAUCUGUGACAGCGAAAAUCGUCUUCCGUUUUUCUCGAAGAACUUGCAAUUUUUUGGGUGUAAGAGUAGGCUGUGCAUUAAAGAAAGGACGGUGUUUCAACUGGAAAUGCAAAACUGUAAAUUCUUCAUUUCCAACAAAAUUCAGCUACCAGAGAGUUCGAAUCCUAACGGUGGUUGCCAAGAAGAGUCGGUUUUUAGCAAUGGUACCCUACACACUCUAACUAAACAAUCUGGUGAAGAAAUAAAUCAAGAAACUGUAGCUUUAGAAUUGGUUAGUUUUAACGACAUCAGUGACUCAGGGUGUAGACAAAUCAUAAACGUCGAUAGCGAAAAUUUCAAAUUUAGAUCCUCUUUGUCGAUUUUUAAUGUCUUUCACCCGUUUUUAGUAGAAGAAAAUGACCUUAUUGGUCAUUGUGUUUAUUGAUGAAUAAAUGUUUUUGUUACUAGA